Leptosomus discolor (cuckoo roller) is the source of this 1259-nucleotide messenger RNA. NCBI's taxonomy places the organism in Eukaryota, Metazoa, Chordata, Aves, Leptosomiformes, Leptosomidae. The record is from RefSeq and is a predicted model, not a curated record.
GGAUCCUCAACUUCUGUGCCAAUAACUACCUGGGGCUCUCCAGCCACCCUGAGGUGAUCCGUGCUGCUGUGGAGGCCCUCGAGAAGUUCGGUGCUGGGCUCAGCUCCGUCCGCUUCAUCUGCGGUACCCAGAGCAUACACAAGGACCUGGAGGAGAAGAUCGCACGUUUCCACCAGCGGGAAGACGCCAUUCUCUACGCCAGCUGCUUUGAUGCCAACGCUGGUAUCUUUGAGGCCUUGCUGACCCCAGAGGAUGCAGUGCUGUCGGAUGAGCUCAACCAUGCCUCCAUCAUCGACGGGAUCCGCCUGUGCAAGGCUAACAAGUACCGCUACAAGCACAUGGACAUGCAGGACCUGGAGGCCAAGCUGCAGGACGCACAGGUACAGAGGNNGCGGCUGGUGGCCACCGACGGUGCCUUCUCCAUGGAUGGUGACAUCGCACCCCUGAGGGAGAUCUGCCAGCUGGCCCAGAAGUAUGAUGCCCUGGUCUUCAUUGAUGAAUGCCACGCCACAGGCUUCCUGGGACCCAAUGGCCGGGGUACGGAUGAGCUCCUGGGAGUGAUGGACAAAGUCACCAUCAUCAACUCCACCCUGGGAAAAGCUCUUGGAGGAGCUGCAGGUGGAUACACAACUGGCCCCAAACCCCUCAUCGAUUUGCUCCGCCAGCGUUCCCGCCCGUACCUCUUCUCCAACAGCCUGCCCCCCGCUGUGGUGGGCUGUGCCUCCAAGGCCCUAGACCUGCUCAUGGAGAGCAAUGCCAUUGCACAGUCCAUGGCUGCCAAGACUCAACGGUUCAGAAGCAAGAUGACAGCAGCCGGCUUCACCAUCUCAGGGAAGGACCACCCAAUCUGUCCUGUAAUGCUCGGGGACGCUCGGCUGGCUGCCGUGAUGGCUGAGGACAUGCUGAACAGAGGCAUUUAUGUCAUUGGCUUCAGCUACCCCGUGGUCCCCAAGGGAAAGGCCCGCAUCCGGGUCCAGAUCUCGGCCGUGCACAGCGAUGAGGAUAUCGACCGCUGCGUGGAAGCCUUCACCGAGGUGGGACGGAAACACAGAGCACUGCCUUGAGGGGCCAGCAAACGCCUCCUCCAGUGCCCUCCUUGCCCACGACCAAGUGCCUGUGCCAGGGGAAAAUGAUUGAGCUGCCGACAGCAGGCCCGGUCCUCAAGGCAUCGCAGCCUGCGGGAGGCUGUGGCUGUUGCAGCAUCCUAGCAGCAGCACUAGCAACCAGCUCUUGUGUCAUUAAAGGUGUCCUGCAGUGCA